Messenger RNA from Mustela lutreola (European mink), 714 nucleotides. RefSeq lists its product as uncharacterized. The record is from RefSeq and is a predicted model, not a curated record. The transcript is spliced from 4 exons. NCBI's taxonomy places the organism in Eukaryota, Metazoa, Chordata, Mammalia, Carnivora, Mustelidae. Bases 1 to 714 code for a protein of 237 amino acids.
AUGGACAACGACAUUCCAAUCCCUCUCCUUUCUUCAUUUCUCAAAGUAACGUGUGCAAGUGCGGACGUGUGUCCGAGAUUUUGUACACCUGAUGCGCAGCGUGGCGGAACAGCUGGGCUCCCCCAAACCCGGGUUUCUCGCCCCGCCCCCUUCGUGAUUCCCCGAGCUUGCUCCGCCCCCGCCCCGUCCCCGCCCUGCCCCUCAGCCCCGCCCCAGGCUCGCCCCGCCCCACCCCCUCUGCCCCGUUCCGGGCUUGCACCGCCUCGUCAGGCUAGCCCGGCCGGCCAGCGGGAGGCUCGUCCCGCCAGGCUUCUCCGGUGUCGCGCCCUCCCGCGCUACCCUGGCGCGUCCCGCCUCCUCCCCGCCCCUCAGCUGCGCUCCCAGCUUGCCCCGCCCCCGCCCGAGCGCUCCUUCCGCCUCUGCGCUCCGCUGCUCCCCCGGCUCCAGCAGCCGGCAGUCUCGUCUCCAUGGCGACGCUGUGUCUCCGGCUCCCGGCACCGAACUUCGCGCGACCCGCGAGCUGGGCUGGCCUUCGGUGUCUGCCCUGCGGACCGGCGGUGUGAGAGGACCACGAGCGGGUUCGCGCUCCGGAGCUCCACGGCUGCCGAGGUGGCGCGCGAGAAGGUACAAAAAUAUAAACAGAAUGGCAGAUUGCUAGUGUUUGACUCAACGGGAAAAGUGAUGAUUGAACCAAAUGAAGCAAUGUCAGAGUAA